GUGCUUCACUGUUUCAAAGUGACAGCUAUAAGGGGUCAAAACCCAUAUCUUUGAUUGAAUGAAAUAUUAGGGUUUCCUUUUUAUUUUAGGCCAACCCCAUCUCUCACAUUUGCUUAAAAAAGAGAGAGAAAAAGAGUUGUAGAAGGAAAGGUGCAAUAAGGGUUCUUGGUUGUCUUGUACCAAACUCAUUUGGUUCUUCUUAAAUUUUGUGGGUUUGGGUUGGUGAGUUGUGUAUAUGUUCAUCACUUUUUAUUGGGCUUAAGGCGGUGCAAACUUGCUGUAGUAAAAUCUUAUAUAGACUUUUCCUGAGUAUUUUGGUGUAUAUAAAUAUGAAAAGUUUCUAGGUAGUGUCCAAUGGGAAGUUGAGAUCUUGAUAAAAAUAUGAUCUUUACCAUUUAGAAAAGAGUGGUGUGUGUUUGUGUGUAAUAGGAAGUUACAGUCUUUUCAUACCAAAGCUUUGAUCUUUUUACCAUUUAGAAGAGAGUGGUCUGUGUGUGUAACAGGAAGUUACAGUCUUUUCAUACCAAAGGUUUGAUAGUUUUACCAUUUAGAAAAGAGUGGUGUGUGUGUAACAGGAAGUUACAGUCUUUUCAUACCAAAGCUUUGAUAUUUUUACCAUUUUGAAAAGAGUGGUGUGUGUGUGACAGGAAGUUACAGUCUUUUUAUACCAAAGCUUUGAUCUUUUUGUUUUUGGGGUUUAGUUUGUGGUUACUGGCUAAGUUUUGAUGAGUUUUGGAGGCUUCAUUGGUGGCAGUAGUAGUAGUGGUGGUAACGGUGGCGGUGACAGUGGUUGUGGGGUUUCAAGAGUGGUGGCUGAUAGUCCAUUUGAAGCCAUGCCCAUUGCUACCAUUGCUCAGUCACAACUUAUAACAUCACCUUUACCUCAGUCUAUGUUUAACUCUUCACCACUGUCUCUUGCUCUUAAACCAAAGAUGGAAGGUGUAGGUGACAUGGGUAUGAUAGGGGAAAAUUUUGAUGCUGUUGCAAUGGGAAGGUCUUCUAGAGAGGAUGAAUAUGAGAGCAGGUCUGGCAGUGAUAACUUAGAUGGUGGUGGAUCGGGCGAUGACCUGGAAACUCCCCUUGGUAAAUCAUCGAGAAAAAAGAAAUACCAUAGGCACACCCCGUACCAAAUUCAAGAACUUGAAGCUUCUUUUAAAGAGAAUCCACACCCUGACGAAAAAGCAAGACUUGAACUUGGUAAGAGACUGACAUUGGAGAGCAGGCAGGUAAAGUUUUGGUUCCAGAAUAGAAGAACCCAAAUGAAGACCCAAUUGGAACGCCAUGAAAAUGCAAUCUUGAAGCAGGAAAAUGAUAAGCUUCGCAUAGAGAACAUUGCGAUGAAGGAAGCUAUGAGAAGUCCAAUGUGCAGCCACUGUGGCGGUCAGGCAAUUCUUGGUGAGAUACACAUUGAAGAGCAUCAUAUAAGGAUUGAGAAUGCCCGGCUGAAAGAUGAGCUCAAUAGGAUAUGUGUCCUGGCUAACAAGUUUUUGGGCAGGCCUUUGGGAUCUUUCCCUGGCUCAAUGGGCCCACCCGGCAUGGUUAAUUCUGGUUUGGAACUUGCGGUGGGAAGAAAUGGCUUUGGUGCUAUGAACUCCGUUGACACUGCAUUGCCAAUGGGACUUGAUUUUGGCAAUGGUAUCUCAAGUGCUCUAACAGGGAUGUCCCCUAGGCCCACCCCAAGCAUGACUGGUAUGGAUGUAUCCUAUGAUAAGUCCAUGUUAAUGGAGCUUGCCUUUGCUGCCAUGAAUGAGCUGCUUAAGCUGGCUGAGAUUGGUGAUCCUCUUUGGUUUAGAAACUUUGAUGGAAGUGCGGAAGAAUUGAACCUUGAGGAGUAUGCUAGGUCUUUUCCUCCAUGUAUUGGCAUGAAACCUGCCAACUUCACUGCAGAAGCAACAAAGGCAACUGGUACAGUGAUGAUCAACAGUCUGUCCUUGGUGGAGACUCUGAUGGACACAAGUCGAUGGGUGGAGAUGUUCUCAUGCAUUGUUGGCAGAACCUCUACAAUUAACGUGAUCUCCAGCAGCUCAAGUGGAAGCAGGAAUGGCAAUUUGCAAUUGAUCCAAGCUGAGUUCCAAGUUCUGUCUGCUUUAGUUCCUGUACGUCAAGUAAAGUUUCUACGCUUCUGCAAGCAACAUGCUGAAGGUGUCUGGGCAGUGGUGGAUGUGUCUAUUGACGCAAUCCAGGAAGGUUCACAACCACGUGAAGCUGGAAACUGCAGGAGGCUCCCUUCUGGAUGUAUUGUGCAAGACUUGCCCAAUGGUUACUCCAAGGUUAUUUGGAUUGAGCACAUGGAAUAUGAUGAGAGUACCGUCCACAAUUACUACCACCCUUUCAUCAGGUCUGGCCUGGGCUUUGGCGCCCAACGGUGGAUUGCUACCCUGCAAAGGCAAUGCGAGUGCUUGGCAGUCAUCAUGUCUUCUGCUGUACCCAGUGGCGAUAACACAGUUGUUAGUCCCAGUGGUCGGAGAAGUAUUGCAAUGCUGGCUCGACGCAUGACUCGCAACUUUUGUGGCGGGGUUUGUGCAACCUUUUACAAGUGGGAAACAAUCCAAACAGGGACUGCAGAUGAGACUAAGUUGAUGAUGAGGAAGAGCAUUGGUGACCCUGGUGAGCCUCCUGGUGUGGUGUUGAGUGCCACCAGGACCAUCUGGCUGCCGGUAACACAUCAACGUUUGUUUGACUUCCUGCGAAAUGAACAAACUAGAAGUCAAUGGGAUGUCUUGUCCCAUGGUGGUCCCAUGCACCAAAUAGUCCACAUUGCAAAGGGUCAAGAUCUCGGGAAUAGCAUCUCUCUCUUUCGUGCUAAUGUGGCUGCCGGCGAUGCUAAUCAAAAUAGUAUGCUGAUCUUGCAAGACUCGUGCACGGAUGUAUCCGGUUCAAUUGUAGCAUAUGCAGCAGUUGAUACUGCAGAAAUGAAUGUUGUGAUGAGUGGUGGAGAUUCCUCCUGCGUGGCUUUCCUGCCAUCUGGAUUUGCAAUAGUUCCAGACUGUUUUGAGAAUUCUAACGGGGUUACUAACAAUGGAAUGGUCGAAAAAGAGGGCAAUGGGGGUGGCAGUAAUGGAUCUCUGUUGACUUUGGGAUUCCAAAUAUUGGUAAAUAACUUGCCUGCUGCAAAGCUCACUAUGGAAUCCGUCAACACUGUAAAUGCCCUCAUCUCCCGUACACUGCAGGGCAUAAAAACUGCUUUCCAGUGCAGUUAGUUCCCAAUCCAAGUUGGUAACGAUUGGUUUGGCAGUCCAUGUUUUUACUCUUUUGCUUUUCUGGGUAUAUCUUUUAAGCUAUAUAAGUCUGAGAAUUAACGUGCAACGAAGUGUGGUGCAUGUUAAGACUCAAACUGUACAAGGUGAUAUAGAAAAGGGGGGGUUUUAGUCAAGAACGAACCGAGGUGGUUCCUCAGGAUGAUUAGUAUUUUGCAUGAUUUAUUCAGCUUUUUGACAAGGCAGUGAGGAGAUUGGUGGUUCGGGUAUUGACUCUGGUGCCCCUUGAGAUAAUUGUGUGAUCUUCUGUAGCUAUGUGUUUUAUCUCUUGUUGAAAAAGAUGGUACACUACAUGGUUUGUUUUUUGUCCCUGUUUGAACCAGAUAUGUUUUUUGGGUGCUAUAUGGUGUAAUCAAACAGUCUAAACUUAUUUAUAUGGUUUAAUGUAUUGCUUUUUUGUUCACCUGAA
Molecule: messenger RNA, 3666 nt
Organism: Lycium ferocissimum
Lineage: Eukaryota; Viridiplantae; Streptophyta; Magnoliopsida; Solanales; Solanaceae
Product: homeobox-leucine zipper protein ANTHOCYANINLESS 2-like
Exons: 9
Coding region: 726-3200 (824 amino acids)
Molecular function (GO): DNA binding; lipid binding
Source: RefSeq, a predicted model, not a curated record